AUGGUCAGCCUACGACUUACCAGCCUGGAACGUCGAGGGAACAAGGCUUUAGCCAGGCUAUGGGCACUCGAACAUUCUCAGCCUAUCAGUCCCCGGAAGGAUUCCAGCAGACCGUGGUCCCUCGAGCACCUUCUUUGCAAACCCCGCCUGCUCAACAACAGCCAUAUUACGGAGGUUAUACAACUAACGACGCAGCUCCCAGCGUACCGGAGACCUCUGGACAAGACGACUCUACCAGUACCGGGUCCAGCGAGUCAAGUGAGGAUGAAUACGCCGACGAUCGGGUUUCUCCGUAUUGGGGAAGCCGAAGGCAGUUUCGUGACGCCGUUGCGAGUGUCGCUGCCCGUGGAAACGCAGAACCUGCCCAAAGACAAAGAUCGCAUCAUGGGUCUGCAUCAGGAGGUGGAGUGUAUGAACCACCUGCAAACCCGAGUCAGGAAAGGGGAAGGCCAUCAUCCUCUAGUAACAGAAGAUCCACUUCAAAUACCUCUAAUGCCGUCGCGGGAAGUGGUCGCCUACCGCGAACGGAAGGGCCAAUACUACCAAGUCCCGCAGUUAGCCUGCCUCGACAUAUGGCUGCCCCAAUACAAUAUCAACAAUUUAGGCCAUCCAGCCCGCUGCCUCCACCGAGCCAACAACUUGCGCCGGGAUAUCAAUUUCCUCCGCGUGAUUCUUCGAGUCGAUCCGAUCCAGCACACAGUCAAUCAGGCGGAUCAGAGAAUCGAUAUCCAACUGCAAGAGCAACACCGAGUAUCGGGGCAAUGA
Messenger RNA from Fusarium oxysporum Fo47, 765 nucleotides. RefSeq lists its product as uncharacterized. The record is from RefSeq and is a predicted model, not a curated record. Lineage: Eukaryota; Fungi; Ascomycota; Sordariomycetes; Hypocreales; Nectriaceae. The transcript has a single exon. The coding region runs from base 1 to 765 and encodes 254 amino acids.